AUGAAGACUGAUGUGACGACGACUCGGAGCUCAGAUGAGACUCUAAGGUGUACCCAGGGUAGCUGCAGCUGUCAGAGUUACCAGCCUGGACAGCUAAGGACCUGCCUGGACUGUAGACAUGGAUGGGUGUUCCACGCCCUGGACAAGCUCCAAACCCCGGCCCAGGCUGUGUGUGGUGGUGCCCAGGCGGAGGUGGUGGUCCCUGGGGUGGUGUUUGACUUGAGCUCCCUGGUCCUGUUUGGGGCCCAGGCGGUGCCGGUGAGGAUGAAGAUCCUUCUGGACCGGCUCCUGAGCGUGCUGCCUCAGCAGCAGGUCCUCCACACGCUGCUGCCGCUGGGCUGGACCCUGAGGGACUACAUCAGGGGCUACAUGCUGCAGGACUCUACAGGAAGGGUAUUAGAUCGUUGGUUAAUGCUCUCCCAGGAAGAGGAAGCUGUCAUCUUACCUCACUUCCUGCGCUUCGGAGAGACGCGCCCCAUUGUUGAGCUGAUGAUGCAGCAGGACUCCCAGGCCAAUCACGUCACUCCCUCUGGUGUAAGGCCCGCCCCUCAGACCCAGUCCAACCUGCGGGCGUUCAUAGAGAACUCCCUCCGGAACCCUCCUCCUACCUCCAGAACCCCUGGAACCCUCUCCAAGCUCCAGAACUCUGGAGGAGGUUCCACCAGUCUGCACCCCUUAGAGAGCCUGACCUCCGACCUGUCCUGGCUCCUCCCCCUCCAGCUCCCUAGCCCCUCCCUCUUGCUGGAUCUGACCCCGCCCACCAGACCAGGACGGGUAAUAAGACUCGGAGGAGACCAGAACCAGGGGAUGGGGGAAGUGCGUAAGGGCAGGGUCAGCUGUACUGCGUGCGGGAAGAGCUUCUACGACAAAGGGACUCUGAAGAUCCACGUGAGUGCGGUGCACCUGCAGGUGAAGCAUGGCUGCACAGUCCCAGGAUGCAGCAUGCUGUUCAGCUCCCUACGCAGCCGCAACAGACACAGCGCCAACCCCAACCCCCGCCUGCUAGAGUUCCCUCCCUGUGACGGCAUUAGACGACCCCCCCACAGCACCCCGCCCCCUCUCUUUGCCCCUACUCCCUCUGUCUCCACGGCGACCAGCAGCAGCCAAUCCCACAAAUCCUUUGGCUCGGGUGGAGGGGCUGGUGCCCCCCAGCUGGCCUAUCAGAAAGGCAGGUGUGCGUCAGGUGACCCUGCACCCAAGAAGAAACCCAGGAAGUCCAGCACACCUGUGAAGAUUGCCGUGACGACGGGGGAGGGAGGAAAGAUCGCCGUGACAACGGGGGAGGGAUGA
Molecule: messenger RNA, 1290 nt
Organism: Osmerus eperlanus (European smelt)
Lineage: Eukaryota; Metazoa; Chordata; Actinopteri; Osmeriformes; Osmeridae
Product: zinc finger protein basonuclin-1
Exons: 7
Coding region: 1-1290 (429 amino acids)
Biological process (GO): regulation of transcription by RNA polymerase I
Cellular component (GO): nucleus
Source: RefSeq, a predicted model, not a curated record